Linum trigynum is the source of this 4287-nucleotide messenger RNA. NCBI's taxonomy places the organism in Eukaryota, Viridiplantae, Streptophyta, Magnoliopsida, Malpighiales, Linaceae. The record is from the annotation of a GenBank genome assembly.
AAUAUUAAUUAGCAUAAUUAAACUCAUAAUUAAUUAAUCAUACACUACUAAGUACUAAUACAACCUACAAUAUAUGAUCUAAUUAACUAACAUAUCUGAGUGGAGGCCGGAGGGCCUCCCAGCACACCCUCUUGGCCGGUCCAACCCUUAUGUUACAAAUCUUUUUGAGCACAUGGUAUGGUUGUCCUUUGCAAAUUAAAACCCAUGAAUUGACUUUUUUGAGAGUAGGAAUGGCAAUGAGUCUGGUCGGGGACGGAUAGUGCAUAUCCAUUACCCUAUCCAAAGUAAUUUGGGUUUUACCCAUACCCAUACCCACAUGUAAAAUGAGUAGAAAAUCAAAACCAUGUCAAUACUUGUUCGGGUUUCGGAUAUCCACGGUUAUACAUGGGUAAUAAUUUCUCUUCAUAACUCCAACCAAUAUGUUAACAUUCAUACGUAUUCUCACAUUACGUAAGAGGAAAAGUACGACAAUAAUUCACCAGAAUAAAGAAAAUUAAAUUAAAACAACACAAUUUCAUGAAAAUAUUAUAUUUAUAUGCUAAAUAUAAAAUAUGUUAGAGAAAAAUAAUGAUUAUUCCUAGACAAAAUACACGUGCAUGUAUAUAAUCGGGCGGGUUCGGAUUGGAUAGUGAGAAACUCAUGCCCACCCAUUACCCGCAAUAUUCGGUUUCGGGUUUUACCCAUACCCACUAAAGUCUUUCAGGUUCGAAUUUUACCCUACCCGAUUAUGCCGGAUUCGGGCAGAUAUCCACGGUUACAGAUAUUUUUACCAUCCCUAUUUGAGAGCAUGUAAAGAAAUAAGAAAACAUUCAUUCUUAAUUUUCUCUCAACAACUCGAAAUUAUUGAGCAUAAUUAUUUUUUGACAUGAAAGUAGUGACUUUGACCAAAAGGAAUCGGAUUUGCAUCUUGAUUACUCCCAAUAUUAAUGGUUAUUUAAAACAUAUAAAUACAAAUUUUUUCAACCCAACUUUCAUUUGCGGGAUAUUCAGGACCUGAGAUUUGCCAUCUUUGAAAGAUUUCCCUUCGUAACGAAGAAGAAAUAUUUUCCAAUUUUUAUGAAAACUAAUAAUAAUUGGAUUUGGGCAAACGGCCCCCUUACUUGAUUCUAACUGGAUUACGCAGUAGUACCCUCUACCCCCGGUCUAUAAUCCGCGGGUCCUGCCUGAGGGAGGGGAAAUAAAGGUCUCUGCUGUCAUCUGCCCAGGGGAAGGUCGGUGGUGCGAGGAUAAACUUCAACAAUGGUUUGAUCCUCCGACAUGCCAGGCUAUUCUGGCAAUGCCCUUACCACGGCGAAACGUCGAAGAUCGACUGAUCUGGCAUGCUACUCUUGAUGGUCUCUUCUCUGUUAAGUCGGCUUAUCACUUGGCAGUUCGUCUAGAUCAGUUGAAUGAGCGGUGGCGGGCGCAGGUUAGUUGGAUGGACAAAGCUAGUUGGAUCCGACUUUGGGAUGCCAACAUUCCUCCAAAAUUGAAGAUAUUUGCCUGGCAACUCUUGAGCAGAAUUCUGCCGACCUCUGAGGCGCUAAUCGAGCGGAAAAUUGAAGUCCUUCCCCAGUGUUCUGUGUGUUGGGCUCCAUCGGAAACGAUGGAGCACCUUUUCCUUGAUUGCCCAGUGGCCAGGGCUUUGUGGACUCAGUCUGGUCUAGAUCAUCUUGGUGAAGGAUUGCCCCGACAUACAUUCCCUCUUUUCCUGAAGAAGUUGCUGGCUAUCUUGCAGAAACCCUCACAGUUCAUGGGAGUAAUUGCUAUCCUAUGGAGGAUUUGGCGAUCUCGGAAUUGGGUGGUCUUUGAAGGGAAACAGUUUGGUAUCCUUGCUCUGAUGAGGCAGUAUCACCAACAGGUAGGGGAAUGGUUGAGCUUACCUAAUGAUCCCCGACAUCCCUCUCUGUCUCCUCCUAGCACUAGUACAGUGGGUUUAGGGGGGGGGGGGGAGCCUGUGUGUCGUUGGGAUGGAGCAGUCCGUUCAGGGUCUCACUCUGCGGGAGGAUUUGUGCUCCUUAAUGAGGAAUGGGAGACCCUUUGGGCGGCUGGUGUUCAGUUCCCUCUGCUGGAUGACCCAAUGGUGGCAGAAGUACUUACCCUUCGCGAAGCAAUCCGCUGGUGUAUAACGCAGGGUUUGGUGUCAAUGAGGUUUGAAGGCGACGCCAAGGUGGUCAUUGAGAAGCUUUGUCAGGCUGAUGUGCGUGAUAGUCGGAUUGGGGCUAUUUUGGAGGAGAUUCUGCAGGUUUUUACGAUUUAUCCGGGCUUCAUUGUACGAUUUGUAGGUCGGGGUAGCAAUAGGGUAGCUCACAGUGUAGCUAGACAGGCCCUGUCUUUGUUCCCGACUAUGUGUCGUUAUUUUGAAUUUCAGGCCUGACUGAAUUCCAGGAUGUAAUUAUGGAUUUGUUUCUAUCAAUAUAUGAUUAUGUUUUGUAAAAAAAUAAAAAAACUAAUAAUUGGAUUUGUGAGCAUUGAUUGGAUGAAAACAAAUGAUGAAAGCAUGCAACAAAACAGCUAGAUUUGCAAAAUUAGCUAGGCCCCUCUCUCAAUAAUUGUUCGUUUGUUCUUCAUUCUCUUUGGGUGAAAUGUUUUGGGGUAAAUCAUGACAACAAAUGAUGCCACAAAUGUUUUGAAAACUUUAAGCAAAUAAUUACCCCGCACGAAUAUACAGUGAGAUUUCCUUGUAUUUUGUAUAAAUGUCGAUGACGUUCGUGUAAAAAUGAAAAAUACUCAAUGGUCUAAUCCAUGUAUAUACAAUUAUACAUAUGUAAAAAAAGAAAAUGAUGGCGAAAAUUGUAAAAUUUAUGAGUAUAGAGUAAAAUUAUUAUGACUGUUAUUUUCAUGGGAUGAUUACGAUAUAUAAUUGGGGAAUUUUAAAAUUCAUUUUGUAGGCAUAAUUUUAGUUCAUUACUAGAACUUCAAUUACCAUACCAAGCCUUAGUUUUCCACCACUUUUCCCCUCAUUUUCUUGGUUUCAUUAUCUUAUGUUCAUCAUCCACACUGAUAGUUUAUUAACCAAAUACUUGCUACCCAUUUGACUUUGUCCUCUUCUUUAACGACUUUUAUUACAACUUUUUUUUUUAAUCUCUCAACAUAAAUUUAGAAAUCAGAAAUCCAUUACAUAGAUGAUUGGUAUUGCUUCCCAAAUCAAGGACGAAUAAUUAAAAAAUCCGAAUGUAUUUCUAAAAAUAAGGAAACAGUAAACGCGAUACAACUUAUCGACAAAAUUUUGAAUACGAUUGACGAGUUCUUCAACCACAUUAAAUGCACAACUUUCUGUAAAUAGUGAGAAUUAACUCCAUAAUUUAUAAUAAAUUUAACAUCUCACGCUAAAAUUCAUUCUUCACUCUCUAAACUACGACAUCUCUAUUGUUUGAAAUUCGAAGCACCUACAAAUCAUAAAACUUGCCUCUCUUGUGAUUCAACCGGUCGAACCCUAACCUUUCACUAAUACUUUUGAGUUGAAGCAAUAAUAUAACAAGGGAAAUGCUAGCUUCUUUGUUGGUUGUUGUUUGUAUAUUUGAACACCUCGAUCUCAAUUCAUGCUUUGUACCAUCUUAAAGGGCGACUAAUCCCUGAAUUCGAGGGUGAUUUCCACUAAACAAUUAAUUAAGGGCACUAGUUGAUCUUAAUCCCCAAUCCCAUUAGACAAAAUGAUGAGAUCCUUGCCGACCUUAGGGGCUAAAUCAACCACUUCUGGGAUUUGGAGGUAAAUUGAAUGUUGGAAUUGAAAUCGCCUUUCUCAUACCACCACACACAAAUGCUGUCUUUUUUUUAAUGUAUAGGGGACUCUUGGUCCAUGAUUCUUAAAAUGAUAAGUAGGUCGAUCUUGAAAUUUGUUAUACUUUUCUCGAAGAUGGCUCGUAAAUUUCGCAACCUUUUUAAAACCAAAUUUGAUUUUAACGUUGACAAAAUUUAUUGUUAGAUAUGAGAAUGUGAGUCUCCCUCUUAUCCAAGUGAAACUUCUUUUAAUCAAUUACAGGUACUUCAAACAACUUUCGAUCGGAGUUGCUGACUCAGCCAACUAAAUCAGAUUAGAUUAUAUAGUAAGAAACUUAGAAUGUCUUUCUACUCAUUUGAAAAUGAGAUUUAUAAAUAUGUGAUAUUUGGAUAACCGAGAGAUUUAAGAACAUGUGAGACUUAAGGGGUCGUUUGAAAGUUGUGAUUAUUUAAAUUGAUGAAAUCUAUCAAUAUGUGCAUUCUAAGUUGAUGUUUUGCUUGAAUGGUUGUAUUUGGAAAAUCUCUUGUUUCGAGGUGUAGAUUGUGCUUUUCACAUAUCUAAAAAGGUAAUAUACUUUUUCGGUUUAA